Trichechus manatus latirostris (Florida manatee) is the source of this 5234-nucleotide messenger RNA. RefSeq names its product STIL centriolar assembly protein (gene STIL). Gene Ontology annotation, cellular component: centrosome; centriole. Gene Ontology annotation, biological process: smoothened signaling pathway; mitotic spindle organization; centrosome duplication. Lineage: Eukaryota; Metazoa; Chordata; Mammalia; Sirenia; Trichechidae. The record is from RefSeq and is a predicted model, not a curated record. The transcript has 16 exons. The coding region runs from base 627 to 4481 and encodes 1284 amino acids.
AGUAAAGGGGAAUAUCUAGGUACAAUACAGUUUUCAAAAUAAAUCAUUGUUUGCAUAUUAACAUGAGUAAAAUCUUUUGUGAUUUUUCUGUAAGGUUUACCACAUGCAAAGAAGGUCAUGUUUUAGAUCCUUUCCUCAGUCCUUAAGGGUCCUCUUAAGUACAAAGUAACAAUACAUAAUACAUAAAAAUACUACAACAUUUCACUACCUAGAUGUAAUGACAAGAGCAUAGUGGGCUUGGGAGGUCUGAAGACCUCCAAUUCUAGUUAUAAACCUUGUCACAAGGUGCAUGACGUUGGCAAAGUCAUAUAACAUGCAUCUUCUGUGUAUGGGUGUAUGCGAGGGAGAGAAACCUGCUUAAGAUAUUGCCUGCUGUGCCCAGCUCGUUAAGUUGAUCUUGGGGGAGAAUUAAUUUAUGGGGAGAAUGACCAUAAAGUAUGAAAAUGAUUAGCAGAAUCCACAAGCAUUUUAUCUUAUUAAUAUAUAAGAUACUUCAUAUAAGUAACCUAGUUAUUUUUGCCUGUAAUCUUGUUAAUAAGUGGUAAAAACUUUGUUUUUGUUAUUUGUAAUAUUCUCUUUUUUUAGGUUACUGAGCAUUUGAAAUUGAAUGAAUCAUUUACCAAAUUAUGGAGCCUAUGUAUCCUCUUGCAGGACCCCAGAUGAAUAGCAGGCUUCCUUCAAGAAUUGUACCUUUCUACUUUCCUCCAUCAAAAUGUGCACUUUGGAACCAAACACCAAUUGGAGAGUUCACCUACUUAUGUCUUAAUUACUACAGAAACCCAAAGCUUGUAGUGACUGAAAAGACCAUCCGACUUGCCUGUCGUCAUGCUAAGCAGGAUAAAAAAAACUUGCCAUGCUUUUUACUUGGUUCUCUCACAGUCGACGAAGAUGAAGAAGGUGUGACAUUGACUGUAGAUCGUUUUGAUCCUGGUCGAGAAGUACCUGAAUGUUUAGAAAGAACCCCAACUGCUUCUCUUCCUGGGGACUUUUUGAUUCCAUGCAAAGUUGAUACUCGAGGACUUUGUUCAAGAGAAAUGAUAGUUCACAAUGCAGAUGACUUCAUUUCAGCUUUUAAGGUGCUGCAGCACCAUGUAUGUAGCAAGGAUUCCUUGGACUGUGGUAAGCUGCUUUCCCUAAGAGCUCAUAUAACUUCCAGGGAGAGUUUGGACAACAUGGAUUUUGACUUUCACUGGGCAGCAGUAACUCUAGCAAAUACUUUUAAAUGCACACCUGUGAAGCCCAUCCCCAUAAUUCCAACAGCCUUGGCAAGAAACUUGAGCAGUAAUCUGAGUAUUUCUCAAGUUCAAGGGACCUAUAAGUAUGGAUAUCUUACCAUGGAUGAAACACGCAAAUUGUUACUUUUGCUGGAAUCUGAUCCUAAGGUUUAUUCUUUACCAUUAGUGGGAAUUUGGCUGUCUGGGAUUAUUCAUAUCUAUAGUCCUCAGGUAUGGGCUUGUUGCUUGCGAUAUAUAUUCAGCUCUGCUAUUCAAGAAAGGGUGUUUUCAGAAUCUGGAAGUUUCAUCAUAGUUCUCUAUUCUGUGACACAUAAGGAGCCUGAGUUUUAUGAAUGCCUCCCUUGUGGUGGUGGAAUUACUGACCUUCAAUUUCAAUUACUAACCAGUAAGGAAACAUUACAUCUUUUCAAAAAUGUUGAAUCUUCGGACAAAAAUCCAAUCUAUUUUGAAAUGAGUACUGAAAGCCAAAAUGCAGAAGCAGAGUUUUUCGACAAGGUUUCCAAGAAUCUUUCAGUUAAGAGGUCUUCUCAGAAGUUACCUCCAGGGAAAAUGCCAGUAAAUGACCAUGAUUCUGGUGUUGAAGAUGAAGAUUUUUCUCCAAGACCAAUUCCUAGUCCUCAUCCAGUGAGUCAGAAGGUAUCUAAGAUCCAGCCAUCAGUUCCUGAACUUUCGCUUGUAUUGGAUGGCAAUUUCAUAGAAUCAAACCCUCUCCCUAAUACACUGGAAAUGUUGAAUAAUGAAAAUCCUUCUUUGUUGAUUAACCAUUCUGAACACUUGGAGCCAGUGCAACCCCAGCUUUAUGAUGAGAAACACAGCCCAGAUGUUGAAGCUGAAGAGCCUUCCAUGAGAGGGCUACCGAAUCAGUUAAACCAAGGCGCUGCUCCUUUGAGGCACUGCAAAGUUAGACAGCCAGCUACCUGUAAGAAAGGGAACACCCACAUCAGGAACAGUAUUAAAUCAUCUCCUCUUAAUGGGCUGUCUCCUGAUUCAUCCGAAAAGCUUCAAGCAGUUUCUGCUGAAAAUGGACAAAGAGAAGAGUAUCCUAUAAGAUCCUCCACAUUUAAUUCCAGGCAGUCUUCUUUUGCCCCACAGUCUCACCCACACAAUUUUGUUUUUUCAUCCCAUAAUUCAGGAAGACCAAUGGAACUUCAAAUACCUACUCCCCCACCACCGUCUUACUAUUCCACAAAUAUUUGCAGUUGUUGUCAGCAUCAUGGUCAUAUUCAGUAUAGUCCAAUACAUUCUUGGCAAGGAGUGAAUACAGUAGAAUCCAUUCAGGACCUCCAAUGUGAAGCCCUUCAGAAGCAUUCGUUAUUUCAUCCAAAUGGAUGUCCAGCUAUGUACCAUAAUGCAUUUUAUUCUUCAAGUAGCCCUAUGGCUGUGAGACCCCAGGGAAGCAUGGGUGGUUGUUCUCCCCACAGCAGUGUAGAGCCAUCGCCUGUGACAAGAGCGUCUGCACACGUGGACUCAUGUAACCCACAACCUUGUGCAGUGUGCAUGCACACUCCCAAGACUGGAUCAGAUAAUGGAAUGAUGGGACUAUCUCCGGAUGCUUAUAGAUUCCUCACGGAACAAGACAGACAGCUGAGACUACUUCAGGCGCAGAUUCAGCGUUUAUUAGAAGCACAGUCUCUGCAGCCCUGUUCCCCUAAGACAACCACUGUCGAAAACAGUACAAGACAAAUGGAGUUGGUUUCCACGGAAGCACAGUCUUCUGGCUUGCACAUGAGAAAAAGUGUAAGCAUUGCUGUGAGCACAGGUGCUAGUUUAUUUUGGAAUGCAGCAGGUGAUGAUCAAGAGCCUGAAUCUCAGCUGAAGCAAGAUGAUACCAAAAUUUCCAGUGAGGACAUGAAUUUUUCUGUUGAUAUUAAUAAUGAAGUCACAAGUCUUCCAGGUAGUGCGUCUUCAUUAAAAGCAGUCGAUAUUCCCAGUUUUGAAGGGAGCAACGUUGCUGUGGGAGAAGAAUUUAAUCAACCGCUUUCGGUAUCCAACUCUUCUCCGGUUGAGAGAAAAGAACCUGAUGUGCCUGUGUUCCUUCCGAAUUCCAUCUUGGCAGAGAGUGUAAGCACAUGCUUACAGACUGGACCGACAGAGGGUGCUAGUGACAACUCUGUGACAUCAGGGGAGCCAAAAAUUGAGCUAGUAAUGCAACCCUUGCCUCAUCAACCAUCAGACAACCAGAAAAUUUACCAGGAUUUGUUGGGUCAAGUGAACCACCUUUUAAAUAACUCUAGAAAUAAAGAAACUGAAAAACCAUCUACCAAAGCAGUAAUUAUCAGCCAUGAAUGCACCAGGACUCAAAAUGUUUACCAUACAAAGAAAAAAAAACAGGAUUCAGGAUUGGUGGACAAAGAUUGUGUUCUUAAUGCAACCCUUAAGCAACUAAGAAGCCUUGGAGUAAAAAUUGAUUCUCCUACUAAAGUGAAGAAAAACGCACAUAAAGUGGAUCAUGCCAGUGUGCUGGCAUGCAUCAGCCCUGAAGCUGUGAUCUCUGGAUUAAACCACAUGUCGUUUGCUAACGUUGGCAUGAGUGGCUUAAGCCCCAGUGGUGUGGAUCUGAGCAUGGAGGCAAAUGCUAUAGCUCUGAAAUAUUUAAAUGAAAAUCAGCUGUCACAACUGCCUCUUACUCGAUCAAACCAAAAUAACUGUGACUCAUCUUUUAGCCUUUUACAUAUUAAUACAGACAAAAGCACAGUGGGGCUUAGUUUAAUUUCACCAAACAACAUGUCAUUUGCAACCAAAAAAUACAUGAAGAGAUAUGGACUCAUACAAAGUAGUGACAACAGUGAAGAUGAAGACGAGCCUCCAAACAACACAGAUAGCAAGAGUGAACGUUUACUGAAUCAAAACCUUACGUCCUUACCUAAACAACUUGUUUGUCAGAAAGAGCCUCCUAGGAAUGCCUGUGAAAUAAUCAAUUGUUAUAACUCUGAAUUCGUGGGCACUCACCCAGAUAUGCCAGUAUUGAGAAAUAUUACAAAUGAAGUUGUUCAACCAAAGGCAACACAGCAGUUGCAUGAAAACCCAGCUUUCUUAUUAAAGAACCUUAAACCAAGUCCUGCGGUGAAUCUUAGAACUGGUAAAGCAGAGUUUACCCAACAUCCUGAGAAAGAAAAUAAAAAGGACAUUCCAAUUUUUUCUGAAAGUUUGCAACCUUCUGAAACUUUAAAGCAGAUGAAUAGCAUGAAUUCAGUAGGCACAUUCUUAGAUGUAAAACGUCUCAGGCAGUUGCCAAAAUUAUUUUAAACCUUAACUCAGUGCCCUCCUGAUGUAGGGGCAGGAGGGGCAGGGUAUCUCCUCAAGAUACUUAGGGAAGCCAGAGCCUUUUGGAAGUUUUGAUCAUUCUAGAGGUCAAUCUGUUUCUUGGUGGCAGCUGACUGCAAAGAGCUGAACACGUGAUCUGAGUGUCUAUGAGAUGACUGGCUAGUGGCAGGGCUGAGUUCUCCUUGUUCAAAUAGAGCCGUUCAGUCAGUGAAACCUUUUUUAAAAAAAAAAAAAAAAACCUGAGAUCAGUUAUUAAAACAGAUUUGGUAAACAGACACUGUCCAACUUAGCAUGUGAAUAGCCGUUUUAUACUGUACGUUUUAAAAAGUAAAUUUGUUCCCCAACAUGUUGCACCUCUGCAUAUACCCAGUAUUACCUAAAAGAACAUGAAGUUAUCAUAACCCUGACUAAAUUAGCCAAAUCAAUCCUUACUGAGUUUAAGUAGCAAGUUUUUUAUUUUUUAUUUUAAAUAAGAUCUUUUAUAACAAGGAGUGUAUUUCCUCUUAAUUAAGAUGCACGUUUGUUAAUCUCUCUGGAAGUAAAACUUUUGCAGUCUGGUAGGUUAAUGUAACAUCCUCAACACAGCACUAAUUAUCACAAUAAAAUUAUUGGGUGUGAGUGUGUUUUAUAAACUUUGUGAGUUUUUCAGACAUUUUGAUAUUUUUAAUAGAACUUAAUAAAAAUGUCUAGAUUGAUUGUUUUCCUUUGUCCUCUGCUAUAGCGUAUCCUUUCCAC